Microcebus murinus (gray mouse lemur) is the source of this 1613-nucleotide messenger RNA. The record is from RefSeq and is a predicted model, not a curated record. NCBI's taxonomy places the organism in Eukaryota, Metazoa, Chordata, Mammalia, Primates, Cheirogaleidae.
UCAACAACACGGUGAGGACCCUGAGUAAGGACCUAGGAACCAUCGACUCCAGAGAAGUGGGGUCCCACAGUGUCCCGUCUCUGUGGUCUGCCCUCGGAGAUCCCGGACCAUACAUGGCUCAUUUUCACUUCCGCUUUGAAAGUAAGGACCUGCUUGGAAGGCAGUGUUGGAUCAGUGGCUGAGGCUGAAUUCCCAAGACUGGUCCAGAGUCAAGGUUGCUGAGGGCCUUUGUGUGAAGGGAGAGGCAUCAGAUCAGCAGAAGCAGGUGGCCCAGAUCCUACCUGGAGACAAGGUUCCUGCCUCACCUGCUCUACUGCCCAUAUUCCUGCCUGCUGUUCCUGAGAACAGUCAUCAUGCCUCGGGGUCAGAAGAGUAAACUCCGUGCCCGUGAGAAACGCCGCAAGGCCCAAGGUGAGACCCAGGGUCUCCGGGAUGCUCAGGCCACUGCAACUAAGGAGAAAAAAUCCCCCUCCUCAUCCUCUUCUCGUUUGGGGGUUAUUACCCAGAGAAAGUCUGCUGCUAGGUCACGUAGCACUCUCAAGAGGCCUCGGGGAGCCCUAUCCACCACUGUGUCUGUAGGUGUUUCUCACCCAAGAUCAUGCAAAAGAGCCAAUGGCAAAGUUGAGAAAAAGCAAAGAUCCUCCCAGGCCCCAUCCUCCACUAUGCAGUCUCGAAGAGACUCUCUAACCAAGACAACCAGUAUGUUGGUGCAGUUCCUGAUGCAAAUGUACAAAAUGAAAAGGCCUAUUAUGAAGGCAGAUAUGCUGAAGAUUGUCAAUAAAAAGUACAGGAAUCGCUUCCUUGAGAUCCUAAGAAGAGCUUCUUUCAGCAUGGAGGUGGUAUUUGGUGUUGAUUUAAAGGAAGUUGAUUCUGCCAAGCACUCUUACGCCAUUGUGAGCAAAAUGGACCUCCCCAACAAUGGGAUGGUGAGUCGUGGUCGGGGGUUUCCCAAGACCGGUCUCCUGAUGAAUCUCCUGGGUGUGAUCUUCAUGAGGGGCAACUGCGCCACUGAGGAGGAGAUCUGGGGAUUCCUGAAUAAGAUGAGGGUGUAUGCUGGGCAGAGACACUUUAUAUUUGGGGAGCCCAGGAAGCUCAUCACCCAAGAUUUGGUGAAGCUUAAAUACCUAGAAUAUCGGCAAGUGGCCAACAGUGAUCCUGCACGCUACGAAUUCCUGUGGGGUCCAAGAGCCCGUGCUGAAACAACCAAGAUGAGAGUCCUGGAGUUUUUGGCCAAGGUCAAUCACACAGACCCCAGUGCCUUCCAGCCCUGGUAUGAAGAGGCGGUGAGAGAUGAAGAAGAGAGAGCACAAGCCACAGUUACACUCAGUGAUAGCAGCAAUGCCACAGCCAUUAAAUGUUCCAAGGCCAUGUCCAGCAGCUCUUCCCACACCUAGUGAAGCUGAGGCAGAUUUUCCACUUUGUGGUUGAAGAGGGCGGUCAGUGUUCCAAGUAGUGGAAGGCUGGGUGUGACUGAAGGGAACAUAGUGUAUAAUACCUUUGUGUUCUUGUUCUAUAUGGGUAAUUUUAAGAUUUAUCUGUAUUGGAGGGGUAUUUUUCAAAUAUUCCUUCUAUUUAGCAUUAUAAUCUAAGUUUAUAAAUGAUAUUAAUUGCAC